UGCAAAAGUCACGUAGGCCCAGCGAAAGUCGAAAAUAAUCGCGCGUGUUUGUUAGUGGUUUCAAAACAUUUGAUAAAAAUAUAACCUACGGAUUGCAAUGCUGGCCGAGAUUUAAUAAAUAUAAGUUAUAAACAAUGUGCUAGUGAAAAUGGAGGAUUUAGAAUUAAAUCCCAACGUAAUUGUUGUUCGAGCUAAGCCAGAAGGUCAAAGAAAAACUUUCAAACCUAAUAUUCGCUCCAUAAAUAAAAUACCGGACGAUUUGCUGAACGAUACACUAUUAAACAGAGCAUGUGAGACAUUACCACGAAAUUAUAACUUUGAAAUACAUAAAACGAUAUGGAGGAUACGAUCUUUAGGAUCGAAAAGAGUUGCACUCCAAUUGCCAGAAGGUUUAACUAUGUUUGCAACAACACUUUGUGAUAUAAUUGAGACUUUUACUGAAGCAGAUACUGUGAUAAUGGGUGAUGUUACUUAUGGAGCUUGCUGCAUAGAUGACUUUACAGCAAUUGCACUUGGGGUUGAUUUACUGGUGCACUACGGACACUCCUGCCUUAUCCCAAUAGACCAAACUAAUAACAUUAAGGUGCUGUAUAUAUUUGUUGAUAUAAAAAUUGACCCAUCACACUUCAUAGACACAAUUAAGCUAAAUUUCCCUAAGAGAACACACCUGGCUAUAGUUAGUACAAUUCAGUUUGUCACAACUCUACAUUCGGUAGCAAAGACUCUUCGAGAUGAAGAAUAUAUAGUUACAGUUCCACAGUCAAAGCCUUUAUCGCCGGGAGAGAUACUUGGUUGCACUGCUCCUAAACUGUCAUCAGAUGCUAUAGUCUACUUAGGUGAUGGCAGAUUUCAUUUAGAGGCUAUAAUGAUAGCAAAUCCAAAUAUACUGGCAUAUAAAUAUGAUCCAUAUGAGAAAAAGUUUACAUCGGAGCAAUAUGAACAUACAAUAAUGCAAAAUAAUAGAAAGAAUCAAGUAAAAAUUGCAGAAAAGGCCCAGAAAUUUGGUCUGAUUCUUGGUACAUUAGGGAGACAAGGAAGUACUAGAGUGUUAGCAAAUCUUGAGAAGCAGAUACAGAACUCUGAAAAGAAAUAUUUAAAAAUUUUGCUGUCUGAAAUCUUUCCCAGUAAAUUAGCACUAUUUAACUUGGAUGCUUUUGUCCAGGUUGCAUGUCCUAGACUUUCAAUUGAUUGGGGUACUGCAUUCCAUAAACCAUUGCUUACACCAUAUGAGUUUUCAGUCUCUCUUGGGAAUAGUAAAUGGUUGAAAGAUGAUGGCACAUAUCCGAUGGAUUUCUAUUCAAAUGACAGCUUAGGUCCAUGGACUCCUAAUUAUAAGCCAGUCUUGUGUUCAGGAACAGAUCAAAAAUGUGAUAACUGUUGUGGUCGUAAGGAAACAGGGAAAUGAAUUACUUACUGGAGCCCCUUGUGCUGAGACGGCUGCAGACUCUCUUGCUUGAGCAAAUACUUGAGAAUCCAUGAAUUUAGAUGGGAAGGUCUCUGCAAAGUUCUGAAUGGGCACAUUUUUUGUGUCCUUCCUAAAAAAGUGAAUAAGUAAAUCAAGGAAAAAUAGAUCAUCUUUUUAAGCACUAUUUAUUUUUAACACCACUAACCUGUGCAUCAGUGCAACAGAAUAACAGUAGUUGAACAAUUGCGGAUUGAGGUUAACACGUGCAUAAACACAUAAGGAUAAGAAAUCUUGAAGUUGAUUCUCAGGUACAGCUGUAAAUAAAUAAAUUAAAGAAAAUGUUAUUAUUGUA
Messenger RNA from Pararge aegeria (speckled wood butterfly), 1757 nucleotides. RefSeq names its product 2-(3-amino-3-carboxypropyl)histidine synthase subunit 1 (gene Dph1). Gene Ontology annotation, molecular function: 2-(3-amino-3-carboxypropyl)histidine synthase activity. Lineage: Eukaryota; Metazoa; Arthropoda; Insecta; Lepidoptera; Nymphalidae. The transcript is spliced from 2 exons. Gene Ontology annotation, biological process: protein histidyl modification to diphthamide. Bases 149 to 1405 code for a protein of 418 amino acids. The record is from RefSeq and is a predicted model, not a curated record.